UGACGCUUUGGUCCUCAUGGUGUGUUGGAAAUUGCGGGAAAUCUGGCGUCAAUCUGGCGUCCUCAGAAGUGUUCUACUGCAGUGAUGAUAGAAGCGAGAUCGUGACGAGAGAGUACUUCUUGUAUUCAUGAUAUUUCGUUUUGUGCUUUGUGUUUCUCGGCUCACCGUGAAAACGAUCCUCCAUGCGUUUGCGCCAUUUCUUGACUUGUUGCUGUGUCAAAGAAUUCCUUGUCAUCUUCUCUGUAUUGACUCUGUUUCAUUCACAUGUGAUUGUGAUAUUGUCAUUGAUUCUUUCACAGGCAUUCAUCAUGCCUAAAUUCAAACACAAGCUCCCUUUCACAUCCCAUCCAGUUUCGACCAAGAUAAUGGUCUAGAAGGUUCCCACAACAACCCCUCCACAAGUCUACUUCAAGAAACAUUUUAGUCUGUACGUUGCGUUUCAAUCUGUGUACAAAACUUAUAUUGCGUUUACGAUUCUGCUUUUCUUUAUCGCCUCAAUCAAGUUUAUAGAGAAAAGGUGCAUUACCAUUACUGAUACAACUACCUAGUAGAAGUAGACCAUCCACAUCGAUGAGCAUGGUUGUUUGAUGAGUUUUACAACUACUUACCUUUUCCUUUGCACAUCAGUAUCUUCUUCUAUCCUAAGCGUGACCAUUCAUUCCUACCUCUUUCUUCACCUCCACAAAGACUAGGUAUUUUUUCUCUUUCUCCACUUAGACUAGGUAAACAUCAGAGCAAGCCGAAUGAUAAAAAAUGUCGACUCAACAACAACAGUUGGAAGAGCCGUUGAUAGCAGCUCGCGAUCCGACCGAGAUCACGACUUUCCGGGAGUUCUAUCCCUACUAUCUGACUGAGCACAGGAAACCGCUAACAAAAUUCCUGCAUUGCUGUGGAACAUGCUGCUCAUUGCCCUUCCUCCUCAGCGCAUGCUAUUAUUUGGUGUCUGUUAUGAAAUGAAUUUCAUCCUGUUGUGAGGCAUUUUAAGUAAGUGGAUGUAGAAUAUGUAGAAGUACGACAGUACUAAGAGCACUCUGUUCACUCGGAGUUUCUAUCUGGUUGAUAAUUUUCACUGCCUCAAUCCCCUCUGCCCCGAGUUUCUGUGAUCCACUCUCCUUCGCCACUAACAACCUUCCUCUAAUCUCCGUCUCGCAAUAUUCUUGUAUCUGGCGACGAUAGGGGCUUCGGGUGGACUCUCCGCUUUCUUGGCUCCGUCUACAGUGGAGAAUGACGACCUUAGCUUCCAUCUCGACUGCUUCACGGAUAUGUUAUGACAGCUCGAUGUGAUGAAAUGCUUGCGUUUUUCCUCUUUGAGUCUUCUUUUCAACCACUCUUUUUUGUGGUUCAUUUUUAACUACUUAUCAUGUUUUUUUGGAUAUGUAAAAUCUAGUUGGUGCCAUAAAGAGGGAGACUUCGUGAGUAGAGAAUAACGACCUUAGCUUCCAGCUCGAUGUGAUGAAAGUACAAUUACUUAAGUUUGAGGUCACCGUCUCGUCUUGCACUUCCAUGUUAACUUAUUUGAUCUCAAAUCUGAAUCCUUCUUCUGCUCUAAUCCUCUUCCUUCGCUGUCUUCUCGGCGCUGCUCUCGCGGGUUAUUCCUUUGCAUGGUGUGCUCACGUUUUUGUGGAAAAGAAUAAGCCUGUGACGUUGAAGAGUGCUAGGUGUGCAGCUUUCUCAUUGAUUGGCGAUUUUAGGAUGUGCUACGAAACCAUUGUACUAGGCAAACAUGAAUAUAGGUUUUGGAAGAAUGACGUUUGA
Messenger RNA from Amoebophrya sp. A25, 1755 nucleotides. The record is from the annotation of a GenBank genome assembly. NCBI's taxonomy places the organism in Eukaryota, Dinophyceae, Syndiniales, Amoebophryaceae.